Messenger RNA from Angiostrongylus costaricensis, 1245 nucleotides. Lineage: Eukaryota; Metazoa; Nematoda; Chromadorea; Rhabditida; Metastrongylidae. The record is from the annotation of a GenBank genome assembly.
AUGUCCAUCGAGAAUGUCACCAACACGAUCCUCGACGGUGGUGAAGUUGUCGCUUAUCCACCGGAGCCGAUCUUUUCCGAUUAUUUGGAGAUGACAACACUUGUUCUGAUGUUCAUCAUUGGCGCACCACUUAAUCUAGCCGCCUACACUCAGCUGGCUGAGAGGCCGACGACGAGCAGACUGGAUUUACUGAAACGGCAUCUGAACUAUUCGGACUUGCUGGUGAUUUUCGUCUACGUGCCGUCGAGGGCGUGCUGGCUUCUCACCUACGAUUGGAGAGGAGGAGAUGUGCUGUGCCGAGUGGUGAAGAUGAUGCACACAGUGGCCUUUCAGUCUUCGUCCAACGUGAUCGUAUGUAUUGCUCUGGAUCGGUUGUUUUCCGUGUUCUCGGUGACACGACACUCCCCCGAGAAGGCAAAUCAACGGAUCCGAAUCCUACUCGCCGGAGCUUGGACAACGGCUAUUAUCAUCGCAUUGCCACAACUAAUCGUCUGGAGGAACUACGUGCCCUUCCAGCACAUCAACUGGAGUCAAUGCUUACAGAUCUGGGAAAUCACUAGGCACGAAAACCCUGUUAUGAAACACGAAGCGUUCAACGCGGAGGCAUGGUACUCGAUUGUUCAUAUUGGCCUGAUUUUCUGGAUUCCCACGAUAAUCAUUGUGGUUAGUUUUCAGUUUUCGAUCUGUCAAAGUGAAAAAAGAACUUCUAGAGAAAUGUCACAGCAUCGAAAAGGAAACCUACUGAUUCAGAUGUGUUAUGUGAUGGUGCUCUCAUGGGUGUUCAUCAACUCCAGACCUUCGAUCUCCCGAGGUGGCAACAGAACUGGAUCGCUCCAAACCGGUUGUGAGACGGUCGAUACCAUAAUUACAAGAACAUCUGCACCUCCACGUAUAGUGGUUUCGGACGAGUCAACUUUACAUCUGACAACUCGUCCAUCAAUUGUGUCCAGCGAAGGAAGUGCCAUCGUCAGGACUAGUGUGCACAAUAGCCAGUCUUACCAUGCCAGUGUAAACAGGUCGCGCGCUGUGCGGGUCUCAUUUUUGUUGGUUGCUGCAUAUAUUAUCUGCUGGCUUCCAUACAAUUUACUCAGUCUCGUACAUAUAAUUGACAAGCAGCUCUUCAAAAACAGCUUUAACAAGUUUUACUUUCUGCACGAGUUCAUGGUGUUCAACUCAGUCGUCAAUCCAUAUCUCUACGGUCUCUUCAACCACUCUGACAAGAUACGAAGAAGAGUUCACGAGUAG